AUGUCGGAUAUAUUGUACCAUUUUAAAUCAGCUGUGAGGAUUGGUGAGCUAGAGCGAUAUAUCAUCAUCUAUGAUCUAUACAACAACAGUGAAGCGCCGAGUAAUAUCCAGCUUAAUUCCUUAUGGUUGAAGGUUAAGAAUACAUCUAAUUUAACUUACAGGGCAGCAUAUUUAAUGGGCCCUUAUAUUCUUUACUGUGAUGUUAGAUCAGGCGAAUACCACCAUUCGCAAAAGUUAUAUUCCUCAGCUGAUAUACCGCAGUUUGAUUCUACAAUACAAGCCCAGCAAGAGUUUAUUGCUGAGCUAUCUAUACAUACGUUAAAGAAGCGUUACGUGUGGAUUGUUGAUGUUGUUAGUCAAAUUAUCUUUACAGCAACGACACAAGUCGGAUUUGAAAUCACGAUUGCAACAUCAAAAGAUAUUGUUAUGGGUGAUAUAGAAUCGGAGCCAUGGGCUGGGUCUUUUAGUGAAAAUUUGACUGUGAAUCGCCUUACAGCUUUAGAUCUUUGGAACUUGCCACAGCAGAUUUUUGAUGACUUUUCGAAGCCGAUACACUUAGUUGUGUUAACACAUGGAUUACAUUCUAACGUUGGAGCGGACCUACACUAUUUAAAAGAACAGGUAGAAAAGUGCCAAAAGUACUACCCUAAUGAGAUAUUAGUGGUGAAGGGAUACACCGAGAAUGUUUGUAAGACUGAGAAGGGUAUCAAGUAUUUGGGUAUGAGGCUUGGUGAUUACGUGACUAAUACUAUCUAUAAUCCUCGCACAAGGAAGAUAUCAUUUAUAGGACAUUCUUUAGGUGGUUUGGUCCAAACAUUUGCAAUUGCACAUAUUGCGGUUAAAUAUCCAUGGUUUUUUGAAAAUGUGGAACCUGUUAACUUUAUUACGUUGGCGUCACCACUAUUAGGUAUAGUGACGAAUAAUCCGGUAUACGUGAACAUGUUUCUAUCUAUGGGAAUUGUAGGGAAGACUGGACAGGAUUUGAGAAUGCAGGUUCAUUCUGGAGAUAAAGUGCCGGUUCUCUACGCCUUGCCGGGUGCUGUUACUCGAGGAAUCUUAAAACGCUUUAAAAAGCGUACAGUAUAUGCUAAUGCUACGAAUGAUGGUAUUGUCCCUCUAUACUCAUCAUGCUUGUUGUACUUAGACCAUAAUGACAUUAAGACUAAGCUUAAGAACACGGUAGAAUUUCAGGCUGACAAACAAGAUUUGUUGACGAAAACGUUCGUCAAUCCUUUGGCUAAGGCAAUAAACCUUUUUGCUCCUCAGACUCAUGGAGACUCAGCUAUUCCCAAACUAUCUGUUAUAGACUCUGUCAUGUCAAUAAUUUUACCGCCAUUGCCUGAUAAGAAGUACUUAAUGGAUCCUUCAUCGAAAUCCGAUGUUAUCCUACAUGACCGUAUAUAUACGGAAAAAGACAUUCCAGCGCCUACUGAUCCUGACUUAGAGCAGGUUACCAAUUGGGACUCGAUGUCAUUGAACUUUUCUAACAAUGAGCAAUAUAAACAUAUCGAAGAGGAAUUAGCAAAAAAAUGGCAUCAAGGAUUAACUUGGAGAAAGGUAAUUGUAAACUUGCAACCCGACGCGCACAAUAACAUCAUCGUCCGCAGACGCUUCAUCAACGCAUACGGUUGGCCUGUCAUUGAUCACUUAGUUCAGAAUCACUUUAAUGGCUCAGAUGGUGCCUAUACGGAUGACGUGCAAGAGGAGCUACGGAGCCAUGAUACAGAAGAAGAGGAAAGAUUAUGGAUUAGCCGUCAGCAUGAAGAAACUUUCUUUGAUGUGGGGCCAACUGGUAUGAUUUCUUCUGUAGGGGAGUUCUUUGAGAACAUUAGGAAUACUGCAUUUCAAAGGAAUGCGCGAUCAAGUUCAACUAAUUCUAAUGGGUCUAUCCAAGACGAUAUAUUUAGAAUUCAAAAUGAUUUAUGGUAA
Molecule: messenger RNA, 1929 nt
Organism: Eremothecium sinecaudum
Lineage: Eukaryota; Fungi; Ascomycota; Saccharomycetes; Saccharomycetales; Saccharomycetaceae
Product: lipase ROG1 family protein
Exons: 1
Coding region: 1-1929 (642 amino acids)
Molecular function (GO): monoacylglycerol lipase activity
Source: RefSeq, a predicted model, not a curated record